AUGGGUACAUUUAAGGUAAUAUUUUACACUAAGGGUGCUUUUGCAAAAGAACCAAAUCUGACCUACAAGGGUGGGGAAGUUUAUGCUUUUACUGGUCAAGACACUGGGUCGUGGUCGUUUUUUGAUUCAUGUGACUUGGUUAUGUCCAUGGAUCCUGGUUUUGACUACAAAAAAGUUAGGAUGUGGUGGAAGCAUGCUGAUGGUAGUCUAGAAAAUGACCUCAAUCCAUUUAGGGAUGAUAGUGAUGCUUUUGAGAUGGCUGCUUCAGUCCAUAAUGAAGUAGGUGACAUUGAAAUAUAUGUUGAGCAGAAACCAAGCACAAGGGAUGCAACAUUUAUGGAGAAUGUGAGGAAGAGGAAGAAGGGCAUAAUGGAUGAAGGUGAUGAUGAACCAAAGGGUGAUGAGGGUGAUGAGAGUUCCAGUGAUGAGUCAGUGAAGGAUAUUAAGUUUGAAGACAGUGAGGAAGAAAGGAUGAAUCCCUUUGAUGAAGGUUUUGAUGAGGGAGAAGAAAAGGAUGAAACCAAUAAGCAACCUAGAGCAGAUGGUGCAGAUGUUGCAGGCUCUAGUCAGUGUUUGAAUCCUAGUUUGAUUACACCUGAAAUGGGUAAGGAACAUGUCAUUGAAGAUGAGUAUUUGAGUGAUGAGCUUGAUAGUGGUGCUGAAGAUGAUAGUGAUGAUGAUAGGCCUAGGGUUGUUAGGUAUAAUGAGGAAGAUGGUGUAAGCAAAUAUUUUAAGUUCAAGGUAGGCAUGGAAUUUUCAUCACUUAGUCAGUUCAAAAGUUGUAUUCUUGAACAUAAUGUGCUGAAUGGGAGGGAUGUCAGGUUUGAGAAAAAUGAUGCAGUGAGAUGUAGAGUUGUUUGCAAGGAGAAGGGACAGUGCAAUUACACUGUGUUGUGUAGUAGAGUGUUAACACCAACUACAUUUAAGAUCAAGACAUUGUUUGAUAAACACAAGUGUGGAAGACAAUUUUUUAACAAGAGUGCAAAAGUUGAAUGGGUGGAAAAAGUAAUUAUUGAUAGGAUGAAAAACUGUAGCAAAAUGAAAUUGAAUGAAGUAAUUGAAGAAGUAAGAGUGAGAUUUGCAACUGAAAUCCCUGGAUGUAGGGCAUUUAAGGCUAGGCAGAUUGCUAAGAGGGUAGUUGAAGGGGACUCUAGCAAACAGUUCAGUCUAUUGUGGUCAUAUGGGGCUGAAUUGAGAAGGGCUUCCCCAGGAAACACCUUCAAGAUGAAUAUACAAACUCCAGGACCAGGUUUACUACCAAGGUUUGAAAGGUGUUAUGUGUGCUUUGAUGGAACAAAGAAAGCCCUGAAGUUGGCUUGUAGGCCUUUUAUUGGACUAGAUGGAUGUCAUCUAAAGCACAAGUAUGGUGGGAUAUUGUUAAUAGCUGUUGGGAGAGAUCCAAAUGACCAGUAUCUACCCAUAGCUUUUGCAGUGGUGGAAACUGAGUCAAAAGACACUUGGAGUUGGUUUAUGGAGCUUCUAAUUCAAGAUAUUGGUGAAAAAAGAUGGUGCUUCAUUUCUGACCAACAAAAGGGUCUUGUACAAGUUUUUGAGGAGCAAUAUCCAGCUUUUGAACAUAGGUUUUGUGUAAGGCACUUGUAUGCAAACUUUAAGAAAAAGUUUGGAGGUGGAACCCUAUUCAGGGAUCUCAUGCUGGCUGCAGCAAAGGCUACUUCUGUGGAGGCACAUCAACAAUUCAUGCUCAAGAUGAAAGAGGCUAGCAAUGAUGCUUUUGAAUGGUUGGAAGCAAUCCCAAAAGCUAAGUGGUGUAAGCAUGCUUUUCCUCUGUAUAGUAAGUGUGAUGUCUUGAUGAAUAAUUUAAGUGAGUCCUUUAAUGCAACAAUAUUGCUUCAAAGGGAUAAGCCGAUCAUAACUAUGUUUGAAUGGAUUAGAUCGUAUCUAAUGGGUAGGUUUGCAACCUUAAGGGAAAAAGUAGUUGGGUAUAAGGGUAGAAUCAUGUCUAAACCACUUAGGAGGUUAGAUAGAGAGAUUGAAAAGAGUGUCAGUUGGACUGCAACUUAUGCAGGACAAUUGACAUUUCAAGUUACACAUGUAAUAUUUACUGAUAGUUUUGUAGUAGACUUGGCUAAGCACACUUGCUCAUGCAAUUAUUGGGAUCUGAUUGGCAUACCAUGUAGACAUGCCAUUUCUGCCAUCCAUAGGAAAGUAGAUGAUCCCAUUGAUUAUGUACAUCAGUGCUAUCACAAAUCAACUUAUGUUAAGUGUUAUGAGGUGGGCAUCACCCCUUUGAAUGGUCAAAACAAGUGGCCUAAAACAAAUGAUCCUGUUAUUUUCCCUCCAAUGUUCAAAAGAGGCCCAGGCAGACCCAAAAAACUAAGAAGAAGGGAUCCUGAUGAAUCAAAUGCAACCAGGUGGUGA
Vicia villosa (hairy vetch) is the source of this 2379-nucleotide messenger RNA. RefSeq lists its product as uncharacterized. Gene Ontology annotation, molecular function: zinc ion binding. Lineage: Eukaryota; Viridiplantae; Streptophyta; Magnoliopsida; Fabales; Fabaceae. The coding region runs from base 1 to 2379 and encodes 792 amino acids. The transcript has 2 exons. The record is from RefSeq and is a predicted model, not a curated record.